Globicephala melas (long-finned pilot whale) is the source of this 2243-nucleotide messenger RNA. It is a transcript of the gene RTP1, whose product is annotated as receptor transporter protein 1. Gene Ontology annotation, biological process: detection of chemical stimulus involved in sensory perception of bitter taste; protein insertion into membrane; protein targeting to membrane. Gene Ontology annotation, cellular component: cell surface. The record is from RefSeq and is a predicted model, not a curated record. NCBI's taxonomy places the organism in Eukaryota, Metazoa, Chordata, Mammalia, Artiodactyla, Delphinidae. Gene Ontology annotation, molecular function: olfactory receptor binding.
UGGGUCCUGCUUCCUCCCGGUCCUACGGAUGAGGAUUUUUAGACCGUGGAGACUGCGCUGCCCUGCCUUGCACCUGCCCUCACUUCCCGUGUUCUCACUCAAGUGGAGAUUGCCCUCCCUUGCCACUGACGAGACCAUGUGUAAAAGUGUGACCACAGGUGAAUGGAAGAAAAUCUUCUACGAGAAGAUGGAGGCGGCAAAGCCGGCUGACAGCUGGGACCUCAUCAUCGAUCCCAACCUCAAGCACAAUGUGCUAGCCCCAGGCUGGAAGCAGUACCUGGAGUUGCAUGCCUCAGGCAGGUUCCACUGCUCCUGGUGCUGGCACACCUGGCAGUCGCCCCACGUGGUCAUCCUCUUCCACAUGUACCUGGACCGCGCCCAGCAGGCAGGCUCGGUGCGCAUGCGCGUCUUCAAGCAGCUGUGCUACAAGUGCGGCACGGCGCGGCUGGACGAGUCGAGCAUGCUGGAGGAGAACAUCGAGAGCCUGGUGGACAACCUCAUCACCAGCCUGCGCGAGCAGUGCUAUGAGGAGAGAAACGGCCAGUACCGCAUCCACAUGGCCAGCCGCCAAGACAACCGGCGGCACCGCGGAGAGUUCUGCGAGGCCUGCCAGGAGGGCAUCGUGCACUGGAAGCCCAGCGAGAAGCUGCUGGAGGAGGAGGCGACAACCUACACCUUCUCCCGGGCUCCCAGCCCCACCAAGCCGCAGGCCAAGGCGGGUUCUGGCUGCAAUUUCUGCUCCAUCCCCUGGUGCUUGUUUUGGGCCACGGUCCUGUUGCUGAUCAUCUACCUGCAGUUCUCCUUCCACAGCUCCGUCUAAGAUUCCCUUGUUGGGCCCAGGCAGAUGCUAGGGGCCCAAGGCCUGAGAGGCCAGCCAACUGGUGGGAGGGGGUGAAGAGAGACCUGGGUUGGGAGUGGGGAUAAGUUCUAGAGCCGGUGCCACCACUGACUCAGUGGGGACCCAGGACAAAUCACCCUGCUUUUCUAUCUAUAAAAGUAAGGGUUUGGGCUAGAUCAUUGGCUUUUCAAAGUGAGGCCCAGGACCCCCACGUUCUGCAUAGGUGCCUCGGGGCUUUUGGAUUUGGAAGGGGUGAGUGAGUGCGUUUCCCAUCAUGGUCAAACCGCCCAUCCCCAACUCCUACCUCCUCCUCUAGAGCAGCUCCAUGUUAGAUGGAGUUUAUUUAAGAGUUUUGUAUGAAAAAGGUCCAACUGCGUUUAAAAAGUUUGAAAAUUACAGGGCUAGGUGUGAUCUCAAGGGGCCUUUCCACAGCAAUGAGCUCCUCCUUGCUUUCUCAUUAACCCCAGCCCUACUCUCCGUUAUUGCCCACAUCCAGAGCUGCAGCUUUACAUUAGCCUCUGCCUGGUGUAUGGGUCUCAUCCAUAGCUCUAUCUCCAUGCACACAGCAGAGGUUCCUCUCGAAGGGAGAGAGGUGGAGGCGCUAGGCUGCCCCUUUGUUCCUGGGUACGCGGGGUCCCUCGUUUCUGUUUUCCACACUCCCAGUUUCCGGCUUCCCUCCACUCAGGGUGGAUUCUGGGGCCUGUCUGGUGCCCAGAUGGUGCUUGGGGUGGAGUCCCAUAGAGCUAGGCUCCCCACCCACUGCACGUGAACCAUCAGAGAAUUUAGGAGAGGUUCAGAAGGUAGGAUGUUAGAAGCAAAGCACAAAAUCCCUAGGAAACAAAUAUAAUGACUCUCCAUUACAAUGAAGAGUCUUCAGAGUUCAGGAACCAAGUCGGACUGAUUCUCAGUGGUUCUGAUGGUCAGAGUACCGGAAGAGGGGCCUGGCUUCUUGAGCUAUUUGCUGAAACCCUCGUUGAGAGGCUUUCUCAUAUGGGCCAGGCAUGGGCCUGCUCACCAAAGAUCAGCGGUCCACCUAGAACCACAGGGAUGGGUGCCCAUUAGUAAGAGAGGGAGCAUGAAAGAUGGGAAGUGUUUUGCCCUAGAGAAGUGCAUAGAUAGGUGGGAGAAUCCUAAUCGCCUUCAAACGGGAUGCCAUAUGGUGUAGAAAGGGAGGAGAGGAGACUUUCUGAUGGGAGGGGUACAGACUGUGAUUUGGGGAAGGGAGGCAGAAAGCAGGAAGUGGGACGCUACCCUGUACCUUUGAGGGUCCUCGUCCACCCCACCUUUGUUAAUAACUUGACUCCUUCUCCUUCCCCCACUGCUCCCCUUUCUAAUGGGAAGUCACCACCUACCAUCUGUAGUGGUGGAGGGAGGAGGGCCACUUAUAUAAAGACAGGGUACUUUA